Nerophis lumbriciformis (worm pipefish) is the source of this 2594-nucleotide messenger RNA. RefSeq names its product deoxyribonuclease-1-like. Gene Ontology annotation, molecular function: DNA binding; deoxyribonuclease I activity. Lineage: Eukaryota; Metazoa; Chordata; Actinopteri; Syngnathiformes; Syngnathidae. Gene Ontology annotation, cellular component: nucleus. Gene Ontology annotation, biological process: DNA catabolic process. The record is from RefSeq and is a predicted model, not a curated record.
UAGACUGCUAACUGCGUGGGAACAAUGGAAGACAGAAGGCGAACACACCUUCACUAAGACGAGGAGGCAGCGCCAGACGACGCCAACAUCUGCCAGUGGAUCGUAAAUUUGCCCAACUUUUCACUUCGGACACCGAAGACGAAGGAUUUACGAAUGAAGAAUAACUUCAGAAAACUUCGUGUCCUCGACCGUCAGGGACCGGGGAGAGGCCGCGUGGACCCCCACCACACCGUCUCCACUGCAGACCGGGGUGUCGAUGUCGACAGUCACCACGUUGACCGCCGCCGCGCUGUUCGUCUCCGUGCCGUUCUCCGCCGGGUCGCUGCCUUCACCGAUGUCUGGAUCGUCCUCCACCGCCGCCGCCGACCGUGUCGAUGAACGGGGCGAAGUCUUCCUUCGAGCCGCCGAUCGCUGGAGCACAGCAGCCAUGAAGAUAGCAUCUUUCAACAUCCAGAAGUUUGGAAGAAACAAAGUGUCCGAUCCAGAGGUCCUUCAAAUCCUUGUCCAGAUUAUCUCCCGCUAUGACAUCAUCUUGAUCCUGGAGGUGGUGGACAUCAGCGGGAGGUCGGUUGAGACCCUCAUGGAUGCACUCAACACGUCGGACACGGCCCAUCACUACACUCUGAAGAUCAGCUGUCGCCUGGGACGCUCCCGCUACAAGGAGCAGUUCAUGUUCCUGUACAGGGACGACUUGGUGGACCUGGUGGGCUCCUACCAGUUUGACGACCAGGUGACCGACGGCGGCGACGUUUUCGCCAGGGACCCUUACAUCCUGCGAUUUAGAUGCCACAACACAGUGCUGAAGGACCUGGUGAUGAUCCCAGUUCACACCAAACCAGAGGACUCUGAGACUGAACUGGACGAACUUUAUGACGUCUUUCAGCACAUGAAGAGGAAGUGGAGGACAGAUAACGUGAUGAUCCUGGGCGACUUCAACGCAGACGGCUCGUACGUUUCCGACCGCGACAUGCUGAAUAUCCGCAUCCGCAGUGACAAGAACUUCCACUGGCUGAUCGGAGACGACGUGGACACCACGGCGAGCACGGGGAACACACACACUUAUGACAGGAUCGUGGUGUACGGAGACGACAUGCUCAACGCCGUCGUGCCCGACUCCGCCAGACCCUUCAACUUCCAGAAGGCGUUUUGCCUCAGCAACGAGCAGGCACUGAAGGUCAGCGACCAUUACCCCGUAGAGGUGGAGCUCAAGUCUCUGACCAGACCACCACCGGAAACUCAAGGCCCACUGUUGGAUGGAGAGCUGCUGGAGCUGAAGAGAGGAAACCUGCUGCUGGAGAGGGAGAAGCUCAACCUGGAGAUCCAAAUCCUGCGCAUGAAACUGUCCAGGAUGACGCACGGCGACGAAGAGGCAAACCAACGGAGGCCUCCCAACUGUACUGUGAGCUCUCACCUUCACAUCAACAUGGAAUACCAAUAUCAAUGUGCUUCAAUUGGUGUCCACCACACAAGUCUGUCAAAAAGAAUGUGCCUUAAAGUUGUUUUUUCAAGGGUUUCAUUUUCAUUUUCAUUUAUUUAUUUAUUUCAGGCAAUGACAUAAAAAAAAAAAGUACAAGGUAGACAACACGUAAUAAUAUACAUUAAUAUAAUGAAAAAGGUGUCAGGUUUAAGCACCGAACUAUCUAUUAAACAGAACAAGAAGCAAGGAAUCAGGCAGAGACAGAGUUCAAUUUAGCUCAUGGGGAGAAUGCAUGGAGCUGCACUGUCAGGUUCAAACACUGAUGACAUCUAUUAAACAAGACAAGAGGCAAAGAAUCAAACAGAGACCGAAUUAAAUUUGGACUCAAUGUUGAGGAGAAACAUGGCGACUGUACUCUCUGUACAGUCUUCAACCACACUCUGCCAAAAGAUUUGACUUUAGAAUAGAAUAGAAAGUACUUUAUUGAUCCCUGGGGGAAAUUCAGCACCACAGUUCGCUCACAUCCAUUUUCUACUGCUUGUCCCAUAAUCAAUAAAAUAGUCAAUCUAUAUAAUAAUGUAUUUUCAAAGGAUUGCUUUGAUCUGAGACUUUAAAAUGUCUUAAUAGUACUGUAAUGGUCCCAAGAUUGACCCCUGAGGAACACCUUGACUGAGUAACAUUUGCAAACGAACUUAAAGGAGACCGAUUAUGCAAAACAAAUAAAUAAAUAACACCUUCUCUUACCUCUUGCUUGUAUUCUGACACGUAACUUUUGAAGGGAAGUGAACAACGUGAUGGAUCACCAAAGCAACUGUGUGGCAACUAUCUGAGUACGCAAGGGGCCUAGAUCUUACCACUAGAAGCAGAUACAAGCAAAUAAUCCAACUAUGCAAUGGAAUUUAUCCCUUUAUGUUCUCAAAAAAAUAUUUGUGGAGUGAUAUCAAGGAUUAUCCGUCGGUCACGUUCUCAGAUAUGUCAAACUAUUGUGCUCCAGACAUCAUUCUACAGAUGAAACUUGUAAAAUCAUGGAGGUCUACAACUUCUUUGUGUGAGUCUGGGUCAAGGAGGUUGGUAUCAACACUCUCCCGGAUAAAUAUGUAUCAUUUUUGCUUGAGUAAGGUUGUAUUUCAGGAUUUAACUUCACAUCUACAUAAGCUAUGUUUGUUGUUGUUGUUGU